UUACUUAAAAAUCUUCGUCGUCGUCUUCAACGAGUGUCUCUUCUUAACCCUGUUUCGACUAGCAGCAGCUGCAGUAACAAAUAUUAGAAUUUAAAAAAUUAUAAAAACAAUAAAAGAGGAAUGUACUCGAGCAUGGGAUACAGUAACGGCUACCAUAAUCACCAGCAACAGCAACAAGAGCGAGUGGGAGGAAUCAUGAGUCAAAGGGAACGAGUCCGAAGGGGCGGCCGCAGAUCACGUGACUCGCUUAGGGUUUCAGAGCAUCAGCAGCAAAAUGAGCGCAAGCCAGCCACGCCUUGUACAGACUUCGACGUCGCCUACUUCCACUCUUACGCUCACGUCGGUAUCCACGAAGAAAUGAUCAAGGAUCGUGUACGGACAGAAACUUACAGAGCGGCAAUAAUGCAGAAUCAGAGUGCUAUUGAAGACAAAGUUGUUGUGGAUGUUGGCUGUGGUACGGGCAUCCUUUCUAUAUUUUGUGCUCAGGCUGGUGCAAAACGGGUCUAUGCAGUGGAUGCAAGUGAUAUUGCAGUGCAGGCCAAUGAAGUUGUAAAGGCAAAUAAUCUAUCUGACAAGGUCAUUGUAUUGCAUGGACGAGUUGAGGAUGUUGAGAUAGACGAGGAGGUCGAUGUUAUCAUCUCUGAGUGGAUGGGAUACAUGCUUCUGUAUGAGAGCAUGCUGGGAAGUGUCAUCACUGCCAGAGAUCGUUGGCUAAAACGUGGAGGUCUUAUUCUUCCUUCAAAUGCUACAUUGUACAUGGCACCGGUUACUCACCCUGACAGAUACAGCGAAAGCAUUGAUUUUUGGCGUAAUGUUUAUGGAAUUGAUAUGUCUGCUAUGAUGCCAUUAGCUAAACAGUGUGCAUUUGAAGAGCCUAGCGUUGAGACAAUAACGGGUGAGAAUGUUUUGACAUGGCCACAUGUGGUUAAGCAUGUGGAUUGUUAUACCAUUCAAAUUCAUGAGCUAGAAUCUAUCACAACAGCAUACAAGUUCAAGUCUAUGAUGCGUGCUCCACUGCACGGGUUUGCAUUCUGGUUUGAUGUUGAAUUCAACAGCCCAGCACUAUCUCCUGGCAAUAACCACAUACCUUCUGUAGUUCAUCAAAUUGAUGGUUGCCAGAAGAAAAAGCGUGCCAGUCCAAAUGAAGCACUUGUGCUGUCCACAGCACCUGAAGAUCCUCCCACACAUUGGCAACAGACAUUGAUAUACUUUUAUGACCCUAUAGAAGUGGAGCAAGAUCAGUUAAUUGAAGGCUCUCUAGUACUUUCACAAAGCAAAGAAAAUGCACGGUUCAUGAAUAUUCACCUUGAAUAUUCUUCAGGCGGUCGAUCCUUUGUGAAAGAGUCAGUGAUGCGGUGAUCCUUUGAAAGAACGUUCUCCUUAUCCUCUGUGUGCUUCUUACAUCGAAGCCUUGCAGGUGUUGCAAGUGUCAACAUGCAAAUUUCAAUUUUGUGCAUGCAAUUCUCAGCAGCAGUUUGCGUUUUACAUGGACUGCUUUAGCUGAAAGUGCGGAGAGCUCAAUUUAUUAACCUUUACCAAGCAAAACCUUAUGAAGAGACACAUCAUUUGUUUCACUAAUUGCAAGUACCAAUUAGGGAAUUUUCAUAUCACUCUGUCUGAAGUGUUUUGUUUAAAUGCUGGAUGAGUUCUAGUUUUAUUUUUAUUAUUAUUAUUAUUAUUAUUGUUAUGUGAUAGGCAAAAGCUAUAGGGCAAAUGGGUUUUUGUGUGGGUUAAAAUUUGUUAUUUGUGGUUCCAAUUAAGGCCAUUAGUUCCAAAUGGUGUGUGUAUUGUAUAUACACCAGCCAGGAAUUUGUUGGGAUCUUGUAACACAAAUUGUACACUACACCAUUGCAAUCUAUUUUUUGAUAUGUAUUGAGUUUUGAAAAUAUAUGAACAUUGCUUUUUAA
This is a messenger RNA of Mangifera indica (mango), 1907 nucleotides long. Its product is annotated as probable protein arginine N-methyltransferase 6. The coding region runs from base 121 to 1359 and encodes 412 amino acids. Lineage: Eukaryota; Viridiplantae; Streptophyta; Magnoliopsida; Sapindales; Anacardiaceae. The record is from RefSeq and is a predicted model, not a curated record. Gene Ontology annotation, biological process: peptidyl-arginine methylation. The transcript has 13 exons. Gene Ontology annotation, molecular function: protein-arginine N-methyltransferase activity.